This is a messenger RNA of Arabis nemorensis, 1389 nucleotides long. The record is from the annotation of a GenBank genome assembly. Lineage: Eukaryota; Viridiplantae; Streptophyta; Magnoliopsida; Brassicales; Brassicaceae.
AUGGAGGAAACAUAUCUGACGAUAGACAAGAACCUCGAGGAGCACAACCUCCCCCAGAUGGGAGUCCAAGAACCUAUACUGAAUCCCAUCCUGGUUUCUCUUUUGAUAAUAUUCCUCCGGCGAAAUGGUGCUACUCUUCCUGUAGUCAUUGACAGGAUGAUCUCAAAAUUCCACGGUCGCCUCCGGCAAUGGUGGAUCAGUCUUGGAGAGUACCGACAAAUGCAAAUACAUCAGUCACCAUCAGUAGAUGCUCUAAUUGGUCACAUCCACAACGAAUUUCUUGGUACAUGGGAUCACUACACCGUCCAGGCAAGAGAAGAAUAUCUGAAUAUGAGAUGUUGUUCUUACAAGAAGAAGGAUUUGGAGAGACAUUAUGAAAAAAUGUCUAAGAGAUUCUACGCUCUAAAUGGGAUAGAUGAUGUCAAUCUCAAGCAGGCCUACUUGAACUCACUUCCAGAACCACUUGGAAAUGAGACUUCAAGGGUUUUGUCACUCAAGAAUAUGGCCCUUAACCAAGCAUCAUUNGGAGAGAUAUACCAGAUGUCGCUUGCAGCCUUGGAGAAAUUAUGCAACCAUCAAAAAAUUUUCAAACAGUUGCAAGAGCAAGGAAAACUUCUUGGAAAAGCAUGUGAUCGCCCAGAACUCUCCAUCAAAUGCAAGAAAAAAAAGCUAGUAAAGAAGCAAAGAGGUUUCAAGAAGUCAGACAAAUGCUACAUUUGUAAAAAGAAAGGACACUAUGCUAAACAGUGCCCAAACAAGAAGAAAAGAGACAACCUCAUGGGAUACCUAGCCAAAAUUGAAGAUAUUGAUGACUCAGAUGUCGAGUCCAUCUUCUCGCUAGAUGAUGAACCAACGGAAGACACUAUUCUAGCCAUGGGAAUAGAGCAAGAAGAUAGUUUGUCAGAAAAUACUGAAGAAUCUGACACAGAAGAGGAAGAUGAUCAAUUUAUGGAGUUUGAUCUCUAUAUGCUUGAUAUUUGCAAGGCAGAGCAGCCAGUUGAAAGGGCCGCAAAAGAGUGUCUUGGCACCCUAAAGAUCUUAAACACAAAAACCAUGUUUUACCCUGGACCUCAAUCUCCCAUCUAUACCCCUUGGAGAUCCUUAAUCCUAUCAAGGAAGAGAUUGCAAAAAACCUCAUGCGCCACCUCUCAUUCAGAGUUCCUAACCAAAUGCGCUUCGCCUCUUUGGAAGAAUCCAAAUUUCUUCAUCUCAUUACCUUUCAAGAAAAAUGAGGAUGUCAAUCCGACUAAGGCGAGCCACCUUGGAAUGAAUCCAGAUCAUUACAAUCUUACACUCGAAGAAGUAAACCCACUCCAGAAGGAAGAUCUCAUUGAGAAGACUACUUCACCAUGGGCGUGUGAAGCUUUUUAUGUCAACAAGAGAGCAUAA